Molecule: messenger RNA, 591 nt
Organism: Glarea lozoyensis ATCC 20868
Lineage: Eukaryota; Fungi; Ascomycota; Leotiomycetes; Helotiales; Helotiaceae
Product: N-(deoxy)ribosyltransferase-like protein
Exons: 1
Coding region: 1-591 (196 amino acids)
Biological process (GO): deoxyribonucleoside monophosphate catabolic process
Cellular component (GO): nucleus
Molecular function (GO): 5-hydroxymethyl-dUMP N-hydrolase activity
Source: RefSeq, a predicted model, not a curated record
AUGGCUGCUCCUAACACGAAACCGCGCGUCUACCUCGCGGGACCAGACGUCUUCCUCUCUUCACCUAUUGCCCGAGGAGACGCUCUCAAAGCGAUCUGCCAGAAAUAUGAUCUCGUGGGCCUGUUCCCCUUCGACAAUGAGCUUUCCGGCUUCGAGCCACACAGCUUCGGCCUUGCGCAUGCCAUUCGAGGUGCGAACAUGGAUUUGAUCAAAUCCUGCGAUGCGAUUCUGGCGAAUAUGACACCCUUCAGAGGUCCAUCGAUGGAUGUUGGAACCGCAUAUGAGAUGGGCGUGGGCGCUGCGCUGGGCAAGGUCGUGGUGGGAUACACUUUGGACGGAGGAAUGGGAUAUGUAGACAAAGUACACACGUGGGCGGGAGACAAGAACCUGGUGCGAGGGGACGACGGCCAUCUCAGAGACGUAGGCGGUAUGGCCGUGGAGGAGUUCAACAUGGAGGCAGGAACUAGUGGAUUAAUUGACAAUCUGAUGAUGUCCUGCGGGAUUGAAAAGCUCUGUUUAUCCGAGGAGGAAGCAGUCGAGGUGUUGGCAGACACUCUACACAGAAGACAAGUCAAAUCGGCGUCAUCGUAG